CUCUUACAUUAUUAUUCACUCAUCACUUAACCAAAAACCACAAUGGCUUCCAAACACAUUUCCCUUACUAUUUUCCUUUGCUUUAACCUUUUCUUUGCCUUAGUUUCUAGUUGUGGCACUUGUCCUAAACCUAAACCAAAACCAAAACCCUCAUGUCCACCACCACCUUAUUACCCUAAAGAAACUUGUCCAAUUGAUACACUUAAAUUAGGUGUUUGUGCUGAUGUUCUUGGAUUAGUAAAUGUUGUUGUUGGCUCACCACCAGUAACUCCUUGUUGUAGUCUUCUAUCUGGACUUGCUAAUGCUGAAGCUGCUCUUUGUCUUUGUACUGCUCUUAAGGCUAAUGUUUUGGGAAUUAACCUUAAUCUCCCUAUUUCACUUAGUUUGCUUCUUAAUGUUUGCUCUAAAGAAGCUCCUGCUGGCUUUCAAUGCUCUUAAUUAAAUUAAUUUUGUCAAGAUUUAAUUAAGUUUUGUCAUUUGAGGUUGAGGGGUGUGAAAGACAUUAUAUUAAUUUACUUUGAGAUGGUUGGUUUGGUUUGAUUUGAAGAUUAUAUUAUUGUAAUAUCUAAGACAUUAUGUUGAUAUGUGUCAUGUUCAAGUUUAUGUUGUAUGAUUAUUAUUGUUACUUAUAUGUUAUAUAAAAGUUUACUUUGAGUUUGAGAGUUUAA
Molecule: messenger RNA, 668 nt
Organism: Solanum pennellii
Lineage: Eukaryota; Viridiplantae; Streptophyta; Magnoliopsida; Solanales; Solanaceae
Product: 14 kDa proline-rich protein DC2.15-like
Exons: 1
Coding region: 43-438 (131 amino acids)
Source: RefSeq, a predicted model, not a curated record